Physcomitrium patens is the source of this 3241-nucleotide messenger RNA. RefSeq lists its product as uncharacterized. The record is from RefSeq and is a predicted model, not a curated record. NCBI's taxonomy places the organism in Eukaryota, Viridiplantae, Streptophyta, Bryopsida, Funariales, Funariaceae.
GCGACUCCAUCUCGUUGCGUUUGCAGCUGGUUAGGAUUCUCGACCACUCCGCUCUGCCACUGCUCGCGUCGCAUUGUGCUCUUUUUUGGUCCAAACUUGGUCUUAGGCAGCCUUUCGUAGGCUGAAACAUGCGUAGCUCUUUGCGAAGUCCGUCAGCUUAUCUUCAAUUGGCUUUCUCUCGGUCUGGAGGCAUCAGACUGUGUCUGAUGUAAUGUAGUGUGUGUGUGAGACAGAGCGAGAGAGAGAUAGAGAGUGAGCGAGAGAGGAGACGAAGCUGUAGAGGCGGUGCCAAUAGUGAUUUGGAUGCUAGUUGCUGCAGUUUCUGAUUAUUGUUUUCCUACAGAGAGUCGAAGUAGGAAGUUUAGUUUUGGGAGGAUGCGGAACUGAGGAUAUAUGUGUUGGUCGAUAGUGAUUGGUGACUCGCGGUCUGUGCAUCCCUCGACUCCAUGCAGAAUUCCUGCCGCUUUUCGUGCACUGUUUCUUUGUCGUAGUUUGGUGACUCCUGCGGCUGGUGGCUAUGAUAUGGAGUGAUGCUUCAUUUUGUUAAUUUAAUUUUUUCUUAAUUUUUUUGUCUUGCGACUUCAUUGGCUGCUAGCUGUGAGAGCUCUGACCGCUAAGAGAGUCGUGAUUGGUGGUGAUAAGUUGGUUUCUGGAGCUCUUGCAAUCUUGGACUAUUAGCUAUUAGUAUUUUGGUCCUUUGGCCAAUUGUACCUUCGGGACCCAGCAAUUAAGUUUUUUCUUGAGCGAAUUACUCUCGAGUUGGCAUCUGUGGAGAAUAGAAUCCAAACAGCCGAGGUUUUCUUAUACAUCUGAGGUGGUCGCAAUUAUUUAUGCGAUUAUCUCACAAAUGCUCGCUGGUCCCUGAUUCCGGUGUGCAGCCUCGUUUGACGAAGCAUGCGGAUUUACUUCAGCUCUUGUUCUUGAUCUUUACAGGAACAUUAUUAUCCAAUUUAGCAACUGUCACCUGCUGGUGCCUUCGCUUGAUCAAACCACUAGUUUUUUAAAUAUAAGGCUUGAUAUUGUCCCGACCAAGGUGCCUUUGAUUGGUCAAUUCCGACACAACAAGUCGGGCAAUCUUUUGUUCAUAAUUUUGCAGGUGUAGAUCAUUGCGAGCUUGAUCGUUGUCUCCGUCAGCACUGCAGAGCUAACUAUUAACUAUCUUUAAGGUGUCGAAGCUCAUUAUUUGGCAGUACUCAUUUUGCAUCAAAAUGUAGAUUUUCUUUUUCUGGAUAUUGGUUCAUAAAUGUUUCCGACUCAAUUGAGGAAACGGGAGCUCUAGUUUUCAUCAUUUGGAAUUUAUGUGUCCUUUCCACCUUCGCAUUCGGUGCUGGUAGCACUGCCUGUCACUGAAAGACUCGGAUUCCUGCUCCUUUUCCAGGAGCGAUUGCGUUACUGAAUUUGCCCUGUAUUUACUGGGGACUACCCCUGGCGGAAUGAGCGAUGGUUUUUGCAUCAUUUGGGGCGUUUAACAAAAAAAUUGCUGCGACGGUCACUUUAAUGCGUUAUUCUGAAGUCGUUUGCACUUGCAUGGGACCAAUAAUUGCAGUCUGAAUACAUUACGUUUAAGCAAAGCAUGUGGCCUUCUUUUCAUUUUUUGAGAGAGUGAACAAUUUAAUUAGCUAUGGCAACCAUGGAGAGAAGCAGCAGUGACGCGGGCUACAUGGGUUCAUACGAUACUAGCUACACUUCUGGGUAAGUUGUCGCAGGUGGACGUUUUUACUUCCUCCCCAGAUCCUGUAACCUGUGAACGUGGUCACACAUACAAUGUCACUGACCUUUAGACGGGACGAUACUUUUGCUGAUGUUCACAACUUGGACCAUUGCAUUAAAUAUCUCAACCAGUCUUUAGUUACAUUUGGCUUUCCAUCGGGACUCAAUCUUUACUCUAGUGAUCCCGCUUCAAUCGUGCGAACAUGCAAUUGCAUAUAUUCCAUGAUUCAGCAGCGGCAACGGGACAUAGAGUAUCGUGAAGCAGCCAAUGACACAAGGCAAAGGCUAAUGUCAGAUAUGGCAAGGCUUGAAGCUAAAGUGGAAAGGCUGACUGACCAACUGGUCAGUAAGGAACGUGAAUUGCAAGCAAUUACAAGCAAGGAGCAGAAAGCAUCAGCUACUAGCAGAGCGCAGAUCGAGAGGUUGCAGCAUGAGAAAGACGAGUUUCAAAGAAUGGUGAUUUCUACACAACAAGUGAAGAUUCAGCAGAUGCACGAGUUGAAGAAGAAAGAGAAGGAAUAUAUCAAGCUGCAGGAACGAUUGAACCAAGUCUUGAUGGAGAAGAAAAAAGAGUCCAAAGCCGGUAUAGAGAUUAUGAAUCUGCUUCAGAAAGAGGGAAGGCAACGGGGCACUUGGAACAACAAGAAAGCGGAUGCUGAUUUCUAUAAAAUGAUUGUAGAUGCAUAUGAAGCUAAGAAGCAGGAACUUGUUGCUGAAAAUUCUGACUUGAGAGCUUUACUUCGAUCUAUGCAAGGUGACAUGCGCGACUUUCUUAAUUCCCCUAGUGGUCCAAUGAGACCAGCUACUGGAACAAGUUUCCAUGAACUAGAACCAUCGCCCACACCUUUGACUGGCCAAACGGAUGUAUUUGACCUACCGUUUCACAUGGCUAGAGAUCAAAUUGAACAAAGUUUACGUGCUAAAAUGUCUAUUAUCAAGGCUAGUCUGAUGAACAAGCACAUGUCCGAGCAGGAUAACAGCAGUGGGGAGUAUGGGAACGUCAGGAUAACCAAAAAGGACACAUCCAGCAUUGGAGAUGAGUAUCUUCUUCAUAGGAAGGGUCUUGGACCACUUCAAUUUCAUGGGGUACCUCUUGUGCCCACAGGGUACCAUUAACUUUUUUUUUGAUUUGACAUGUAAUUACUUCAACUUUUUUGAAGACUUGUUUUCUCUAUUAAACAGUUUUCUUUUUUCUUUUUUCUCCCAUGGGUAACUUGAUGUUGUGUAGUGACUCUUAGACCUUUUUUUGAAGGAAAAGCUUUUGAGUCAUAUUAUUUUACAUUUGUAUUGACUACCCUCUCAGAGGGGUAUGUAAAUUUAGAGUUCUACUUGAGACACAGUGAGAGUGCACACUGUAAUUUAAGUGGGUUGGGUUGAGUCCAGUACACUGUUGAGUUUUUGAAGGUUUAGAUUCUGAUCAGAUGCAGUUAAAGCUCUGGUCAAUUCUGAUCAAGUAUGUACUAUAUCCCAUAUAUGUAUAUUUAUAUAUUCACAUAUAUGAACAUGAAUAUGUGAAGGAAACUUACAGCAA